AAAUUGCUUGCUGAAGCUGCCAACGUGGCAUCUAGUACACCCGCGACAAAUUUGUCCGUAAAUCAAAUCGUGGCUCAGUUGCGACACGCGCUGCAGCUCGCGCAUUCGACCACCCGCCUCGCGGACAAGGACAACGGUACAGCGUCAAUCUCAUCCCAACCGACUUCUCCCAGACUAACCAAAGCCUUGGCACAGAUUCUCGCCCAAGGCGGUCUCGACGGGGCCGGGACCAGACGAUCACGUGACCAGAGCCCGAUAAGCCUGAAUGCAAUUCCCAUGACUGCCUUGUCGACACGACACAAAUACAGCAGUGGCUCAGUUCGAUCGGAGGAUUCGAUUGGACCUAAUAUGCCCACGUACAUCUUUUGGUUUUGCCCUGUGGGAGCUCAGUUCAGUUCUCUGACAGAUGUCAAAUCUUCAUCCACCCCGCCCGCGGCUACUCCGUUGGUUCCUGAAUUAGCACACACGGGGUCAACCGGUUACGUAUCCGGUACUACUGGGCUUUCUCAACACGAUCACUCGUCCAGUUCAGUCACGAAACCCCUUAAUCCAUUCGGCGACUCUUCGACGGAUGAUGAGGGCGAGACCGCGAACCGUACAUUGGCGGAUAGCCGAGACCCGGGACUUGGUUCCAUGCCAUCCUCAAAGUCAGCUCAAAAGCACGAACCGUAUCGCACUCCCUUCGAUGAAUAA
Messenger RNA from Echinostoma caproni, 693 nucleotides. Lineage: Eukaryota; Metazoa; Platyhelminthes; Trematoda; Plagiorchiida; Echinostomatidae. The record is from the annotation of a GenBank genome assembly.